Bombyx mori (domestic silkworm) is the source of this 1382-nucleotide messenger RNA. It is a transcript of the gene kri, whose product is annotated as uracil phosphoribosyltransferase homolog. The record is from RefSeq and is a predicted model, not a curated record. Bases 258 to 809 code for a protein of 183 amino acids. Gene Ontology annotation, molecular function: ribosylnicotinamide kinase activity. The transcript has 4 exons. NCBI's taxonomy places the organism in Eukaryota, Metazoa, Arthropoda, Insecta, Lepidoptera, Bombycidae. Gene Ontology annotation, cellular component: cytoplasm.
AGUAAUUGACAUUGACAGCUAGUCAUACAUUUCAUUUUUAUGAUUUAGUCGUGGUUUAAAAUAAAACAACAAAUUGUUUUGGAUUAAAAUGGAAAUAAUUGAUCAAGACAUCAGGCAGUGGGACGCAGAUGAUGUUAAAGAACAGUUCGGGGACAGUCUGACUCUUUUGCCAUCUAAUGAUAACAUAAAAGAAUUACAAACCAUACUACGGGACAAGUGAGUGAGGUUAAGUUUCGUGUCAUUCAACUGGCCAUCAUAUGGUUUGGAACACAAGUCGUAGUGAUUUCAAGUUCUAUGCGGAUCGUCUCAUUCGUCUGGUAAUAGAAGAGAGUUUGAACAAAUUACCUUAUACUGAGUGUGAGGUUGUUACUCCUACUGGAGCAAUAUAUAAAGGACUUAAAUAUGGAGCUGGGAACUGUGGUGUGUCUAUUGUGCGUUCAGGAGAAGCAAUGGAACAGGGCCUUAGAGACUGUUGUAGAUCUAUUCGGAUUGGUAAAAUCUUAGUAGAAAGUGAUACUGACACACAUGAAGCUCAUGUUGUAUAUGCGAAGUUUCCAGAAGACAUUGCAAGACGACAGGUGUUGCUCAUGUACCCAAUAAUGUCUACAGGAAAUACAGUUAAACAGGCUGUAAAUGUAUUAAAGCAACACGGAGUCAAAGAAGAAAGAAUCAUUUUAUCGAAUUUAUUCUGCACACCGGCAGCGGUACAAGCUGUAGUCGAUCACGUACCCAAAAUGAAAAUAUUAACUUCGGAGCUGCAUCCUGUGGCCCCAAAUCAUUUCGGACAGAAGUACUUCGGAACUGAUUGAUACGAAGACGAAUUCGAGGUCUAGACAGACCAAAAAUAAUACUAAUGCCGAGAAGCACCUGAACUUGUUCUAAAAUGUGUUUUUAAUGAGAAAUGUAUGCUUGCGAUUAAAUUUCGAAAUUAUCGUCUUAUUCGUCGUAUUCUUAGUAAGAUGUAUCCUUGAAAAUUCAAUGUUAAAUGAUACCAAUGAAUAUUAUAGUUUUAACCUAUUAAAGAUAAUAAAAAAAACAUAUUCCUAUUGUAGAGUAAGUGACUAUUUAUUAAUGUAUUAAAAAAUGUUUUAUGCAACUUUGAAAAUAAUACAAUACGCACAUAAUUGUAUGUUUCUCUCUAUGGUCAAGUAAGAGUCUGGUCUUAGCCAGACCUGUGCUAUUUCCUAACUAUCUUCUAGAUACUAAGUUCAAUGCAAAAGCACAAAAUGCCUGUUUUGUAUUUAUGAAGGAUACAAUGAAAUAGUUACUGUAUUCUUUUUGGUUAAGAAUAGCUUUUUAAAUAUUAACUUAUAUUGCAAUGUAAAUUGGAGGUUGCUGUAAAUGAAGGUGAUAAAUAAAAAACAAUGUUUUAUUUUUGAUAA